This is a messenger RNA of Morus notabilis, 1533 nucleotides long. RefSeq lists its product as uncharacterized. NCBI's taxonomy places the organism in Eukaryota, Viridiplantae, Streptophyta, Magnoliopsida, Rosales, Moraceae. The record is from RefSeq and is a predicted model, not a curated record. Bases 1 to 1533 code for a protein of 510 amino acids. The transcript has 4 exons.
AUGAAGAAACCAAUUUUAGACGAGCUGGUGAUGAGUGUCCAAGACGCAUGUGCCAUAGGUUCGGCGACUGAGAAACUUGAUGAGAGGUUGGUGUCUUUUGCAACGGUGACAUAUGUGAUUGAUGCGGAAGACCCGGUGGGUAGAUUGACAGAGGGUAUUGAUGAAGGUUUUGUUAGAGUAAAAAGUGUGGGAUAUUCUUCAUGUGGAAAUUGUGAAGAAUCCAUUGCGUUAGCAGCGGGAAAGGUCACUACAAGAAAAAGGGCUUUUCGUAGCGAGAAGCUGUUGUGCCCUUGCAAAGAAUGUCGAAACUUAAGUCAUCAACGUGGUAACAUUGUUUAUAAACACUUGGUAAUCAAUGGUAUGGAUCCAACAUACGCUACUUGGUUUCAUCAUGGGGAAGAAGUAAACACAAAUGAAGAGUUGGAAAACAUUGACAGGAAUGACAUAUAUAAGUUAUACAAGGCUGCCUAUGGCGAUGAGAGUGAUUAUAUAGAACAAUCGCAAGAACAUAGGUUAGAGGAGUUAAAUGAAAAAAUGAAUGAUUGGUUAGAACCAUUAUAUCCCGGUUGUUCAAAAUACAACAAGUUGUCUGCCGUUGUUGCCUUAUUCAAACAUAAGACCAUGAAUGGAUGGUCUGAUUGUAGUUUUGACGGAUUGCUAGAGUUAUUGCAUGACAUGUUACCUGAACCUAAUAUGUUGAUAAGGUCGACGUAUAAAGUACGAAAGUUUAUGAGAGAAUUUCAUCUAGGGUAUGAAAAGAUUCAUGCUUGCCCUAACGAUUGUUGUUUGUUUAGAAAGGAUAAGGCAGAUCUUGAUAAAUGUCCAAGGUGUCAUGCUUCAAGGUGGAAGGUUGACAAACAUACCAAAAAAGCUAAAGUUGGUGUUCCUGCUAAAGUCUUGAGAUAUCUUCCGAUAAUUCCUAGGGUCAAGGCUAUGUUCAAGAGUGAAAAGAUGGCUCAUCAUCUAAGGUGGCAUUCCAAUAAUAAAAGGGAUGAUGGAAAAAUGCAUCACCCGGUUGACUCUCCAGCAUGGCAACUAGUGAAUGAGAAGUGGCCUACGUUUGCAAAUGAACCACGCAAUCUUAGACUUGGAUUGUCCAUAGAUGGAUUCAAUCUGUUUGGUAAUUUAAGCUCAACUUAUAGUUGUUGGCCAAUGAUGCUUGUGAUAUACAACUUGCCACCAUUUUUAUGCAUGAAAAAGGAAAACAUCAUGCUAACGUUAUUAAUCCCAGGGUCUAAACAACCUGGCAAUGAUAUUGACAUUUACCUACAACCUCUCAUAGAAGAUUUACAAGAGUUGGGGAACAAUGGAGUCAGCGUUUUUGAUUCAUUUGACAAGGAGGUUUUCAAUUUAAGGGCAAUUUUAAUGUGGACAAUAAAUGAUUUUCCAGCCUAUGGAAAUCUUAGUGGUUGCUAUACAAAAGGUAGAUUAGUGUGUCCGUUAUGUGUUGACAAUACUCAAGUAAUGUGGUUGCCCUUUAGUAGGAAGUUUGUCAUAGGAGAUUUCUAUCACCAAGUCAUCCCUUCCGAAUGA